Messenger RNA from Paramuricea clavata, 5054 nucleotides. The record is from the annotation of a GenBank genome assembly. NCBI's taxonomy places the organism in Eukaryota, Metazoa, Cnidaria, Anthozoa, Malacalcyonacea, Plexauridae.
AUGGAAGAAUCAUUGUUAGCGCAGUGUGAUUUGUGCGGGCAAUCGUGUGAAAAUGGUCAAGUUUGGUGUGAACAUAUGAACAUGUAUCAUGGAGGAAUCUCUCAAUCAGGACAUCUGGAGACUAUCGCCAGUGUUGACAUCCAGGAGGAAAGAUCUGAUGAAAGUAGCGAUGACAGUUCCAAUGAAACAUCAGAUGAUGUCUAUCCUUGCCUUGAGUGUGGAAAGAUUUAUAAAUCAAAGUAUGGCAUGUCUAGACAUGUCAAAAUCAAUCAUUCCUAUGGCAAUGGCUUCAACUGUAAAAUUUGUUCUCAAGCCUUUGCCACUAAACUGCUACUAAGAGAGCACCUAGUACAAACACACCCUGAUGACCCAAAUGUCAUCAAAUGUCUUGUGUGCGAUAAAAUAUUUGCAGAUAAAGCCACUUUGUCACAACAUUUUAAAUCACACAGAACUGACCGUCCUUUUAAAUGUACAGUUUGCGACAAGACGUAUAAAGACAAACACGAUCUGGCUCACCAUGAGAAAACACAUUCUGCAAUACGAGAACAUGUCUGCGAGCAAUGUGGCAAGACCUUUUUACGUCCACGAGAUCUCAAGCAUCAUGUUGAAACACACUCUGACAUCAAACCUUUCCAAUGCAACGUCUGCAAUAAAACAUUUCGGACGAAUGUAAGUCUGAGAAUCCACACAAAACAUCACACAAACCCACACAAGUUUGAGUGUUUUAUAUGUGAGAAGAAAUUUGCAAUGAAACAUACCCUGAAACGACAUUUAGUAACCCAUCGACAGAAAAGACAAUACCCUUGUUCACAAUGUAAUAAGGCGUAUCACUUCAAACAUAAGUUAGAUCAUCAUGUUAAGACAGUACAUAAUAAUGAACGUCCUUAUGAAUGCCAAGACUGCAACAGAACAUUCACAAGUAAAGAAUACCUCAAGACUCAUGUCAGAGUCCAUAGUGGGGAACGUCCAUAUCAAUGCUCAAUGUGUGAAAGGACCUUUUCUCAGGUGUCGAACAAACUGCGUCAUGAGCUGAUCCACAAAGCUAUCAAGGCAUUUAAAUGUUCAGUUUGUAACAAGGGAUUUUACACACAGUACGAGCGUAAUCAACACAAGCUUAUUCAUGAGACUGUGGAUAAUAAACCAUUUAAAUGCACAGAAUGUGAGAAAGGUUUUGUUAAAGCAUUCUCGCUCAAAGAACACGUCCAACGAAUCCAUCAGGGUGUACGGCAUACUUGUACCAUCUGCCAAAAGUCGUAUAAAGUUGCCUUCAAUUUCAGACAACACAUGAAAAAGCAUUUGAAUGGAAGUGAAGAGAAGAAUGGAGAAACAAAUGAUGAAGAAACAGGAAAGGAAGAGGAUGGACACACAGAGGAAGGAAACAAACAAGAAUUGGAACAGAAUAGUUUGUUUGAAACACAGGGUGCAGCAGAACAACAGAAUGCUGUGUCCACAUUGUCUGCAUCAAACAAGUAAUCUAUUUUGUAUUGUUUAUUAAACGUACAAAGUUGUCCUUCAGUAGCAUUAUAUGAAUGCAACUGGUUCAAGUGAGGCCAAAAGCUACUGUUAAAACUUUAAAAGUUUUAAAAUAAAAUUUCCGCCUAACUUUACUUUACUUUUAACAGUAGCUUUUGGCCUCACUUGAACCAGCAACAUAUUUUGUAUGGUAUAUAAGACCUACUUGCUACCUGUAAAAGAUUGUGUACUGGCCACAUUUUCAGAUAUCUUCUUCAGAUUGUUUAGACAUGAAGAUAUUUUUCAGGUAGUUCAGACAAAAACCAUGACAGCUUAUUGUAGAAUACCUACACUGGACCACCAUGUUUGAGAUAUCUUUUUCAGGUACGGUAGUUCAGAAAAAACCCACAACAGACUAUUGUAGAAUACCACCUACACUGGACCCAUAUGUGUGCCCUGUACAGUGUAAACUAAUAAUACUAAUUUUUACUUUUUUGUUACAGUUCACAAGAUAAGAAGUGUGAUCAGACAGUUCGACCGUAUUCCUGUGGGCAAUGUUCACAAUCAUUUCGCAGAGUGCAAGAUAUGAAAAGACACAUUGAUCGCGUACACAAACCAUUCAAAUGUCAGCUUUGUAAAAAAUGCUUUAGUGCUGAAUCAGAGCUAGAGUCCCACACCCUGACCUGUACUGGACCUGAGACGGAGUUUCAAUGUCCUGAAUGUGGGAACACAUUUGCUUCGAAAGCAAACUUAAAGCGACACAUGGAAAUCCACAGUGGAGCAGAACCUAAACAAUGUCCGCAGUGCGACAAAACAUUUAGAAAUGAGAAGUUGUUACAAAAACAUGAAGUGGUGCACUCAGAUGAACGUGCAUUUGCAUGUCCUAGAUGUGACAAAGCUUUCCGUAGAGCUGAGGAUCUAGUCAAACAUACCCGUACACACACUGGAGAAGCACCUUAUAAAUGCAGGUUAUUACCAAGCGCCGGCAAUGGGUUUUUCAACAUGGACGUCAGAUUGCCAAGGGGGGACUAGAUUAAAAACUGUUUUGUAUAAAGUUUUGAUUAAAAACUGUUUUGUGGUAAUCUUCACAAAACAUAAGAUUUUUAAAGUGUUUUUCUUCCUUACACAAGAAAUAUGAUGCAAAAUGCCCUUAAAAUUAGUUGUAGCAAUUGUUGGGUGAUGUCCGUAUUGACAAGAACAUUGCAUAUGCCCAGUAGUUGAUAUAUUCCCAAUUUUUCAAACACAGUUUUAUUCACUUUCAAAAACUACAAAAUUGUGUCCAGUUUGCCAAACGAGAGUGGCACAAAUGCAUUGAAAUGUCGCCAAUGACGACUGUAAAUCCAACAAUUUGACGAUUUUCUUUUUGUUUUAGAUACUGCGAUAGAGCAUUCAAGCAAGGCAACAAUCGUCAACGUCACGAACAAACACAUACGUUGGAGAAACGCUUUAAGUGUCAAAUUUGCAAUCGACGUUUCAGCACUGGCUCUGAAGUCAAGGAACAUAUGUUAACACACCAGGUGCCAGAUGGGAAAUAUUUUAAAUGUCAUGUCUGCAAGAGGGGAUUUUCAUACAGCAAGAGUUUGAAGUCGCAUAUCAAACAUGCACAUGUCAACCCCAAGCAUGGCUGUAGUUUGUGUGACAUGAAAUUUGCUACAGGGCGUGAAGCAAAGAGACACGAGAAAAUGCAUCGUGAUGGCAGCUUGGGACUGGAGGGAACUGUGGCUGAUAGUGGAGUGGGGCAGGAGGUUGAAGUAAGGGAGAGUGUUAGUAAGGGUGUUGGAGUUACUGUGGGUGGGAAUGAUGGAGUGAGUGGUGUAGAGCUGGAUGGUGGAGUGGGGGAAGUGCAAAAUUUAAGUGAGGUAAGAAGGGAAAUCAGAAGUAAUGAGGAGGGUGGUACUGGUGAUGUACAACCGGGAGGUGAAGUAAGGGAAGAGGGGCAAAGUGGAGAGGGUGCAGUACAAAGUUUUGUAAUGACUGAUGUUGGUGAAGUAAUGAAAGCAACUGAAAAUAAUGAUGGUGUAGGAGAGGAUGGUGGAACAAGAGAGGAUGGUGAAGUGACAGGUGGAUUGGGGAAGAACAGUGGGGUUAGGAGUGAUGGUAGUGUCGUGGGACAAGUUUGUAAAGGAAGGAAAACACGGACAUACAAACGUCGUGCAAAACAGGGAGGUGGAGUAAGAUCUCGGAAAAGAAGACAGCUCAAUAAAGGAAGAACAGGAGGAAAUGUCAGAAAACAAGAUAGAGGGGAGGAAGAAGGUGAAGAAAUGAGAGUUGCAAAUGAAGAAGAGCUAAACAAUGAAAUGGAACAAAAUAGUGAAAUAACAAGUGAUGUUGAAGAGAGACAAUUUGAUGCAGAAAGACCACACGUUGGUCAAGUCCAUGAAAGUCGUGAAUCAAGAGAAAUGGAGGAAACACAGACAGUUGUUAAAGUGCAUGGUGAGGGUAGUCGAGCAAAGAAAGGUAGUCGAGCAAAGAAGGGAAGACAAGCAAAGAGAGUUGUUGAACCGAGCAACACUGCGAGACAAAUAAUUACGCAAGUUGGUGAGAAGAGGAAAGGCCGUCCUGUACAACUUCUUGGUGGAAAGAGAAAAGACACCGAGGGACGGAAUAAACAAAAGAAAGUUGUUGAUAGAAGAGAAACUGCAGCGAGAGAUGUUAUUGCAAGGCAGGAGAUUGAAACAAGGAAGAAUGAUGUGAGGGUACAAAACAAGCGGAGAGUUGUUCGUGCAGUCGGCAAGACAAACAUCACAACGGCACGCAACAUCGGAGCAACGAGUGAUCUUCUUAUUACGAAAGUCAUCAGAGCAAAGAAUGAUGGUGGUGCAAGAAAUGAUGAAAAGUCCAGGGAAAAUUCUAGCACCAGAAUGAGCGCAGAGCAGAGAAAUGAGGGUGAUGCGACCAAUAACACAACAGAGAUCGCAAGGAAAGAUGUUGCCGCCCAUAAUAAUAGUGACUCCAGGGAAGAUGCUGGCAGUGUACACAUUGGCGAAGAAAGAGACAAGAGUAACACCACACAUGUUCACAUAAGGAAUGGCGACGUGAGAAAGAGUCAGGAAGGUGGUGGAAAAACCUCGACGGACACAUCAAGAAACAAUGAAGCCUCGAACGAGGCAAUUCGUAAGAUUUUGGAAGGAAAACCAUUCAUUUGCCCCGUGUGUGAUAAAGGACACGCUAGUAGAAAUGGUUUAAAACAUCAUUAUAAGACACAUCAGAAUGGCAGUGAGAACAAAACGCAUAUGUAUUACUGCCAUGAAUGUAAGGAAGGUUUUAAGACGAAGAGAAAGUUCUGGUUGCAUGAUGUGAAAGUUCAUGGACUCAUUGAAACGUCGUCGGAAGAAAGUGAUUCAGAAAUGGUUGCAGGGCAUGAAGAGAGAAGCACGCGUGUAAACAUGACAGACACAAGAAUCGAUGUAAGGAGUGGUGGGGAUAUAAAAGGUGAUAGGAUGGCAACUGGUAGUACAAGUGGCGAUCGAAGGGAUGAUCUAGAUACACCAGGUAUUGCAGAAGGUGAUUUAAGGACAGAUGGGGAUAAUCCAGUAAUAGAUGUAGAUUACGUGGAUGGAAGAAAAGUGGUACAAAGUAAGAUCACAGAUUGGUUUCGUUAA